AAAAUGUUUUAGAAGAAUGAAACAUGACAUGCUAUAAUUCUAGCCAGCACUUGACAUCAUACGGUGUAUUGGGAGGAGGUAAAUUAUUUCCUGAACAUUUUAUAUGAAAGUUUGCCACAAGUGGACUCUGGAGGAGGGACUUUGAAGAACCAUGUCUGGCAAGAAUUCAAGAAAAGUGAGAAUGGGAUCAUCACGUCAACCACGUCAGAAUCAAGAUGAACAUGAGACUAACAAAGAUGAUGAUGGGUCCCAAAUGUUGUCAAAGGAAAGGAAAGUAGUUGAAGUUGGGGCUGGUUCAGUUUCAGUGAUGCUCCAAACGGACCUUGUCUCAUCAGAUAACUUAUCAACAAUAACACAACAACACACAGAAAUAAAUAAUCCACCAUUAAAUUACGUCACAGAGUCACAUCUGUCUCAACCUGUAAACCCAUAUCUUCUAAAAUCACUUGACACUGCAGGGAAGAGAAGGAAAAUGGGGUCUACUCGUCAGAAUAAAAGAAAGCCAGACAACACAGACUUUGGGGUGAUACAAGACACCAAAACUGGAGACACAGAACAAUCCCUAGAACUUCAGGCAUCCAUUGCAGUUGUGGAAUCUGAGUCCCACAGCAAAGGAGAAGAGUGCCUGGGUCCUAAAGAAAGUGAAAUGAACACUCAGAGCAGAAGUCAAAGUGAGUUUAUUUUGUUUGCUUCUAACACACUCAACCAACCGGAUGACAGAUGUAAAGAGGAAGUUGGUGAGGAUACUGAACCUAGAACUAAAACUGUGGUUAGUUGUGGCACUGAAAUGCUUCAAGAUACUCUUGGAACCGAAUCACUCUUGCAUCUGCCCCUAGAUCUUGCGUUAGAAGUUGUUCAUGGAUUCGCUGCUGAACCCAUAACAGAGGAGUUGAAGAAAGAGGAAGAGAGGAGGCAGGAAAGUGAGCAUGCCGAGGUGGAGUCCUCCACAUUUCUCAGCUCUAGACAGUCAUUAGAUCAAUCCCUUGAGUCAGACACUUUAACCAACACAGAAGAGUUUGAGUCAUUCAAUAACACAAUAAUCCCCCAAAGUGGAGAAGGUGAAGAGAAACUUGAACCUGUUGUAAAUGAGUCAGAAUUGCAGGAUGAUAUUAACUCUACUGGUCCAGGCAAUCAGGAAACAUUGCACCAAAGAGAUGAAGAUGAGAACUUUGUUGACCUAAUAGUUGAGGAAAAUAUAGUACUGGCAAAUAUAACUCCUUUUAGACAACCAGACCAUGUAGAAAGCAUUGAACCUGAACAAAGUGAGGAUAUGACCUGCUUUUUACAAUCAACCCCCUCAGACAGCUCUUUGGGUCAUGACAAAAGUGCUCAAUCAGAAUCCAGGAGAAGAAAGAUGGGUUCAACUCGCAGGAAUCAUAGAGGUAUACAUGAGGUGGAAGAACAUGGAGAGAGUAAGAUGCGUGGAUAUCGUUACCUUUAUGAUGAGGGAGAAGAGGUCAUAUUGGGAAAAGAAGAAAUGUUUGGCAUCGAAGAGACUGAGUUUGAAAUAUCUAUGGAGCCUAAAGAUAGUGCCAGUGUAGACGCGAAAGAAGGAGAGCAGAUGGAAAAGGAGAAUUUCCAAACAGAGGAAGACACAGAAAACAUAGGAGAGACAGGAAGGAGGUUGGAAAGGGACAUGGGAACAGUGGAAGGAUCUGGUGUUGAAACAUCGGAAGAGUCUCUGAUGUUAUUGGAACCAGAGCAUGGAGCAGAUGAGGAGAAGAAAGGAAUGGAAGAAGAACGUCUGAUUGAACCCACCCCUUUUGAUCAAUACAUCGAUUCAUUUGGUAUUGCAGAUCAAUUAUAUAACCAAGAGAAAGGCAACAGAUUCACUGUAGACUCUGUCAAUACAGAAACUGAGAGCAACAAUGAAGCAAGCAUGGCCCACAAUGUUGACCCAAUGGAGCCCUUCAGUGUUGGACUGGACCAAUCAGGAGUCACUUUACUCAGGGAGGAAGAAGUUAGUGAUUACACACUGCUUGUGAAUAAUUCUGAAGUGAUCAAGUGCAGCCAAAUAGCAUAUGAUUGUGCUCUUACACUAGAGUCAGAUGACACUUUCAGCACUGAUCCCAAAAUCUCUCCUAGUCAACUCAUCCAAACUCCAUGUAUGGAAAUCACUAACCCCUUUCUCAAACCAUUAUUACCGCAGAGUAUUCAGGGUAAUGAGGGUGGUGCAAACACUGACCCCAAUACCACAGGUGGACUGGACACAUCAGAGGUCAUGUUACUCAGCGAGAAGGAAAUGAGUGAUCAUGUGCCGCUUGUAAAGGAAGUGAGUGUCAGUAGCCAAAUGACGUAUGAUGAUAGAACUCUCACAACAGAGCCCUGCCAAACAGAUGAGGCUUUGAGCACUGAUCCCAAUAUCUCUGCUAGUCAACUCAACCAAACUCCAUACUCGGAUGAAAGCCAUAACUCUUUUCCCAAUUCACUCUUACUGCAGAGUGUUCAGGACCAAGGUGAUAACGCAGCAAACAUCAACUCCAAUCAGAGUCCUUCUCUGAGCAGGAGGAGAAAGAUGGGGUCGACUCGUAGGCAUCCUAGAGUUGUACAAAGAGAAGAGGAGGACACAGAGGAGAAACAAGAAGUGGAAAUAGAAAGCACAGAGAUAGAAGACAAGAGAGAAAACAUGGAUGCAGUGGAAGGUUCUAGCAUGGAGUUUGAAAUGUUGAUGGAAUCUAAGGAUGGAGCUGGUAAUGAGAAGAAUGAAGAAGAAGAGAGAAAUGAGGAGACUGUCCUGACUGACCUCAGCUGUUCAUUCAGUACUUCAAAUCAAGAGGGAAGAAACAUAGAGGCUGACAAUAUAGAAAGUGAGAGCCAAUCAAUUAUAAAGGAAUCAAUGGCAACAAAACUCUUGCUUCUACGUGAAGUAGAGUUGACUCAGAUUAGUCAAACUCUUCACAACACUUACCCUGAUGUUCCUACUAUAGAGUCAUAUGACUCCUACCUGACCGAUGACACACUGAACUCAAAUCCUGCCAUCACUGGUUUGCAACACAAAGGAACAUCAUUGGAGGAAACACUUGAUGAAUCAAGAGGAAACACUGACUCCCCUCCAGAUCCACCCUCACUGCAGAGUUCUCUUGGGUCAGAGGAAACAGCAGAGGUAGAAUCCUACACUCCAGGGAGGAAAAGGAAGAUCGGUUCCACUCGCAGCAAGUCUCAUCCAGGUAGAAAAGGAGAGGAGAGAAGAGAGGAGGGACAGGAGGAGGAGAAAGGAGAAGACACAGAUGUUAUAGGAGAGGUGGGAGAUGUCAUUACAACAGCAGAAAUGGAUUCUAGCAUAGAAAAGACUGAGCUUGUAGAGCUUGAGGAACUUCUAGAAAAAGUGACAGAGGAGCAGGCGAUGGGAGACCCAGCGAUCAUAGUAGUGGAGGGAGAGGUCAACAUAGUAGUAGAAGGAGAAUCUGGCAUCGAAAGGUCUGAGCUUGUAGAACAUACAGAAAAAGUUAGAGAGGCAGAGGAGAUAGAAGUAGAAGUGAAAAUAGUCGCAGAGAGCGAGAGCAACCAAACUCCCUCUGACACAGCAGCUCUUACAGUAGAGGCCCAAGAGUCAUGUGACAUGGUUUGUAUAGAGCCAUAUAUAACAUCACAAUACCUGGAAGACAAUAAUCCCUCAUUAAAUGACCUCACAGAAAUAAAUCUGUCUCAAACUGAAAACCCAUAUCUGCUGGAAUCACCUGACACUGCAAAGAAGAGAAGGAAAAGGGGUUCUACUCGUCGGAAUAAAGGUAAACAAGCAGAGACGGACUUUGGGGAGAAACAAGACGCCAAAACUGGAGACACAGAAAAAUCCCUACAACUUCAGGCAUCCAUUGCAGUUGUGGAAUCCUGGUCCUCCAGCAACACAGAAGAGCUCCUGGGUCCAAAGGAAAGUGAAACGGACACUGAGUGUCUUUUGUUUGCUUCUAACACACUCGACAAACAGGAUGACAGAUGGAAAGAGGAAGUUGGUGAGGAUAUUGAACCUAGUAGUGAAGCUGUAGUUAGUUAUAGCAGUGAAUUGCUUCAAGAUACUCUUGGAACCGAAUCACUCUUGCAUCUGCCCCUAGAUCUUGUGUUGCAAGUUGUUCAUGGAUUCGCUGCUGAACCCAUAACAGAGGAGUUGAAGAAAGAGGAAGAGAGGAGGCAGGAAAGUGAGCAUGCCGAGGUGGAGUCCCCCACAUUUCUCAGCUCUAGACAGUCAUUAGAUCAAUCCCUUGAGUCAGACACUUUAACCAACACAGAAGAGUUUGAGUCAUUCAAUAACACAAUAAUCCCCCAAAGUGGAGAAGGUGAAGAGAAACUUGAACCUGUUGUAAAUGAGUCAGAAUUGCAAGAUGAUAUUAACUCUACUGGUCCAGGCAAUCGGGAAACGUUGCACCAAAGAGAUGAAGAUGAGAACUUUGUUGGUCUGAUAGUUGAGGAAAACAUAGUAAUGGCAAAUAUAACUCAUUUUAGACAACCAGACCAUGUAGAAAGCAUUGAACCUGAACAAAGUGAGGAUAUGACCUGCUUUUUACAAUCAACUCCCUCAGACAGCUCUUUGGGUCAUGACAAAAGUGCUCAAUCAGAAUCCAGGAGAAGAAAGAUGGGUUCAACUCGCAGGAAUCAUAGAGGUAUACAUGAGGAGGAAGAACAUGGAGAGAGUAAGAUGCGUGGAUAUCGUUACCUUUAUGAUGAGGGAGAAGAGGUCAUAUUGGGAAAAGAAGAAAUGUUUGGCAUCGAAGAGACUGAGUUUGAAAUAUCUAUGGAGCCAAAAGAUGGUGCUAGUGUAGACGAGAAAGAAGGAGAGCAGAUGGAAAAGGAGAAUUUCCAAACAGAGGAAGACACAGAAAACAUAGGAGAGACAGGAAGGAGGUUGGAAAGGGACAUGGGAACAGUGGAAGGACCUGGUGUUGAAACAUCGGAAGAGUCUCUGAUGUUAUUAGAACCAGAGCAUGGAGCAGAUGAGGAGAAGAAAGGAAUGGAAGAAGAACGUCUGAUUGAACCCACCCCUUUUGAUCAAUACAUCGAUUCAUUUGGUAUUGCAGAUCAAUUAUAUAACCAAGAGAAAGGCAACAGAUUCACUGUAGACUCUGUCAAUACAGAAACUGAGAGCAACAAUGAAGCAAGCAUGGCCCACAAUGUUGACCCAAUGGAGCCCUUCAGUGUUGGACUGGACCAAUCAGGAGUCACUUUACUCAGGGAGGAAGAAGUUAGUGAUUACACACUGCUUGUGAAUAAUUCUGAAGUGAUCAAGUGCAGCCAAAUAGCAUAUGAUUGUGCUCUUACACUAGAGUCAGAUGACACUUUCAGCACUGAUCCCAAAAUCUCUCCUAGUCAACUCAUCCAAACUCCAUGUAUGGAAAUCACUAACCCCUUUCUCAAACCAUUAUUACCGCAGAGUAUUCAGGGUAAUGAGGGUGGUGCAAACACUGACCCCAAUACCACAGGUGGACUGGACACAUCAGAGGUCAUGUUACUCAGCGAGAAGGAAAUGAGUGAUCAUGUGCCGCUUGUAAAGGAAGUGAGUGUCAGUAGCCAAAUGACGUAUGAUGAUAGAACUCUCACAACAGAGCCCUGCCAAACAGAUGAGGCUUUGAGCACUGAUCCCAAUAUCUCUGCUAGUCAACUCAACCAAACUCCAUACUCGGAUGAAAGCCAUAACUCUUUUCCCAAUUCACUCUUACUGCAGAGUGUUCAGGACCAAGGUGAUAACGCAGCAAACAUCAACUCCAAUCAGAGUCCUUCUCUGAGCAGGAGGAGAAAGAUGGGGUCGACUCGUAGGCAUCCUAGAGUUGUACAAAGAGAAGAGGAGGACACAGAGGAGAAACAAGAAGUGGAAAUAGAAAGCACAGAGAUAGAAGACAAGAGAGAAAACAUGGAUGCAGUGGAAGGUUCUAGCAUGGAGUUUGAAAUGUUGAUGGAAUCUAAGGAUGGAGCUGGUAAUGAGAAGAAUGAAGAAGAAGAGAGAAAUGAGGAGACUGUCCUGACUGACCUCAGCUGUUCAUUCAGUACUUCAAAUCAAGAGGGAAGAAACAUAGAGGCUGACAAUAUAGAAAGUGAGAGCCAAUCAAUUAUAAAGGAAUCAAUGGCAACAAAACUCUUGCUUCUACGUGAAGUAGAGUUGACUCAGAUUAGUCAAACUCUUCACAACACUUACCCUGAUGUUCCUACUAUAGAGUCAUAUGACUCCUACCUGACCGAUGACACACUGAACUCAAAUCCUGCCAUCACUGGUUUGCAACACAAAGGAACAUCAUUGGAGGAAACACUUGAUGAAUCAAGAGGAAACACUGACUCCCCUCCAGAUCCACCCUCACUGCAGAGUUCUCUUGGGUCAGAGGAAACAGCAGAGGUAGAAUCCUACACUCCAGGGAGGAAAAGGAAGAUCGGUUCCACUCGCAGCAAGUCUCAUCCAGGUAGAAAAGGAGAGGAGAGAAGAGAGGAGGGACAGGAGGAGGAGAAAGGAGAAGACACAGAUGUUAUAGGAGAGGUGGGAGAUGUCAUUACAACAGCAGAAAUGGAUUCUAGCAUAGAAAAGACUGAGCUUGUAGAGCUUGAGGAACUUCUAGAAAAAGUGACAGAGGAGCAGGCGAUGGGAGACCCAGCGAUCAUAGUAGUGGAGGGAGAGGUCAACAUAGUAGUAGAAGGAGAAUCUGGCAUCGAAAGGUCUGAGCUUGUAGAACAUACAGAAAAAGUUAGAGAGGCAGAGGAGAUAGAAGUAGAAGUGAAAAUAGUCGCAGAGAGCGAGAGCAACCAAACUCCCUCUGACACAGCAGCUCUUACAGUAGAGGCCCAAGAGUCAUGUGACAUGGUUUGUAUAGAGCCAUAUAUAACAUCACAAUACCUGGAAGACAAUAAUCCCUCAUUAAAUGACCUCACAGAAAUAAAUCUGUCUCAAACUGAAAACCCAUAUCUGCUGGAAUCACCUGACACUGCAAAGAAGAGAAGGAAAAGGGGUUCUACUCGUCGGAAUAAAGGUAAACAAGCAGAGACGGACUUUGGGGAGAAACAAGACGCCAAAACUGGAGACACAGAAAAAUCCCUACAACUUCAGGCAUCCAUUGCAGUUGUGGAAUCCUGGUCCUCCAGCAACACAGAAGAGCUCCUGGGUCCAAAGGAAAGUGAAACGGACACUGAGUGUCUUUUGUUUGCUUCUAACACACUCGACAAACAGGAUGACAGAUGGAAAGAGGAAGUUGGUGAGGAUAUUGAACCUAGUAGUGAAGCUGUAGUUAGUUAUAGCAGUGAAUUGCUUCAAGAUACUCUUGGAACCGAAUCACUCUUGCAUCUGCCCCUAGAUCUUGUGUUGCAAGUUGUUCAUGGAUUCGCUGCUGAACCCAUAACAGAGGAGUUGAAGAAAGAGGAAGAGAGGAGGCAGGAAAGUGAGCAUGCCGAGGUGGAGUCCCCCACAUUUCUCAGCUCUAGACAGUCAUUAGAUCAAUCCCUUGAGUCAGACACUUUAACCAACACAGAAGAGUUUGAGUCAUUCAAUAACACAAUAAUCCCCCAAAGUGGAGAAGGUGAAGAGAAACUUGAACCUGUUGUAAAUGAGUCAGAAUUGCAAGAUGAUAUUAACUCUACUGGUCCAGGCAAUCGGGAAACGUUGCACCAAAGAGAUGAAGAUGAGAACUUUGUUGGUCUGAUAGUUGAGGAAAACAUAGUAAUGGCAAAUAUAACUCAUUUUAGACAACCAGACCAUGUAGAAAGCAUUGAACCUGAACAAAGUGAGGAUAUGACCUGCUUUUUACAAUCAACUCCCUCAGACAGCUCUUUGGGUCAUGACAAAAGUGCUCAAUCAGAAUCCAGGAGAAGAAAGAUGGGUUCAACUCGCAGGAAUCAUAGAGGUAUACAUGAGGAGGAAGAACAUGGAGAGAGUAAGAUGCGUGGAUAUCGUUACCUUUAUGAUGAGGGAGAAGAGGUCAUAUUGGGAAAAGAAGAAAUGUUUGGCAUCGAAGAGACUGAGUUUGAAAUAUCUAUGGAGCCAAAAGAUGGUGCUAGUGUAGACGAGAAAGAAGGAGAGCAGAUGGAAAAGGAGAAUUUCCAAACAGAGGAAGACACAGAAAACAUAGGAGAGACAGGAAGGAGGUUGGAAAGGGACAUGGGAACAGUGGAAGGACCUGGUGUUGAAACAUCGGAAGAGUCUCUGAUGUUAUUAGAACCAGAGCAUGGAGCAGAUGAGGAGAAGAAAGGAAUGGAAGAAGAACGUCUGAUUGAACCCACCCCUUUUGAUCAAUACAUCGAUUCAUUUGGUAUUGCAGAUCAAUUAUAUAACCAAGAGAAAGGCAACAGAUUCACUGUAGACUCUGUCAAUACAGAAACUGAGAGCAACAAUGAAGCAAGCAUGGCCCACAAUGUUGACCCAAUGGAGCCCUUCAGUGUUGGACUGGACCAAUCAGGAGUCACUUUACUCAGGGAGGAAGAAGUUAGUGAUUACACACUGCUUGUGAAUAAUUCUGAAGUGAUCAAGUGCAGCCAAAUAGCAUAUGAUUGUGCUCUUACACUAGAGUCAGAUGACACUUUCAGCACUGAUCCCAAAAUCUCUCCUAGUCAACUCAUCCAAACUCCAUGUAUGGAAAUCACUAACCCCUUUCUCAAACCAUUAUUACCGCAGAGUAUUCAGGGUAAUGAGGGUGGUGCAAACACUGACCCCAAUACCACAGGUGGACUGGACACAUCAGAGGUCAUGUUACUCAGCGAGAAGGAAAUGAGUGAUCAUGUGCCGCUUGUAAAGGAAGUGAGUGUCAGUAGCCAAAUGACGUAUGAUGAUAGAACUCUCACAACAGAGCCCUGCCAAACAGAUGAGGCUUUGAGCACUGAUCCCAAUAUCUCUGCUAGUCAACUCAACCAAACUCCAUACUCGGAUGAAAGCCAUAACUCUUUUCCCAAUUCACUCUUACUGCAGAGUGUUCAGGACCAAGGUGAUAACGCAGCAAACAUCAACUCCAAUCAGAGUCCUUCUCUGAGCAGGAGGAGAAAGAUGGGGUCGACUCGUAGGCAUCCUAGAGUUGUACAAAGAGAAGAGGAGGACACAGAGGAGAAACAAGAAGUGGAAAUAGAAAGCACAGAGAUAGAAGACAAGAGAGAAAACAUGGAUGCAGUGGAAGGUUCUAGCAUGGAGUUUGAAAUGUUGAUGGAAUCUAAGGAUGGAGCUGGUAAUGAGAAGAAUGAAGAAGAAGAGAGAAAUGAGGAGACUGUCCUGACUGACCUCAGCUGUUCAUUCAGUACUUCAAAUCAAGAGGGAAGAAACAUAGAGGCUGACAAUAUAGAAAGUGAGAGCCAAUCAAUUAUAAAGGAAUCAAUGGCAACAAAACUCUUGCUUCUACGUGAAGUAGAGUUGACUCAGAUUAGUCAAACUCUUCACAACACUUACCCUGAUGUUCCUACUAUAGAGUCAUAUGACUCCUACCUGACCGAUGACACACUGAACUCAAAUCCUGCCAUCACUGGUUUGCAACACAAAGGAACAUCAUUGGAGGAAACACUUGAUGAAUCAAGAGGAAACACUGACUCCCCUCCAGAUCCACCCUCACUGCAGAGUUCUCUUGGGUCAGAGGAAACAGCAGAGGUAGAAUCCUACACUCCAGGGAGGAAAAGGAAGAUCGGUUCCACUCGCAGCAAGUCUCAUCCAGGUAGAAAAGGAGAGGAGAGAAGAGAGGAGGGACAGGAGGAGGAGAAAGGAGAAGACACAGAUGUUAUAGGAGAGGUGGGAGAUGUCAUUACAACAGCAGAAAUGGAUUCUAGCAUAGAAAAGACUGAGCUUGUAGAGCUUGAGGAACUUCUAGAAAAAGUGACAGAGGAGCAGGCGAUGGGAGACCCAGCGAUCAUAGUAGUGGAGGGAGAGGUCAACAUAGUAGUAGAAGGAGAAUCUGGCAUCGAAAGGUCUGAGCUUGUAGAACAUACAGAAAAAGUUAGAGAGGCAGAGGAGAUAGAAGUAGAAGUGAAAAUAGUCGCAGAGAGCGAGAGCAACCAAACUCCCUCUGACACAGCAGCUCUUACAGUAGAGGCCCAAGAGUCAUGUGACAUGGUUUGUAUAGAGCCAUAUAUAACAUCACAAUACCUGGAAGACAAUAAUCCCUCAUUAAAUGACCUCACAGAAAUAAAUCUGUCUCAAACUGAAAACCCAUAUCUGCUGGAAUCACCUGACACUGCAAAGAAGAGAAGGAAAAGGGGUUCUACUCGUCGGAAUAAAGGUAAACAAGCAGAGACGGACUUUGGGGAGAAACAAGACGCCAAAACUGGAGACACAGAAAAAUCCCUACAACUUCAGGCAUCCAUUGCAGUUGUGGAAUCCUGGUCCUCCAGCAACACAGAAGAGCUCCUGGGUCCAAAGGAAAGUGAAACGGACACUGAGUGUCUUUUGUUUGCUUCUAACACACUCGACAAACAGGAUGACAGAUGGAAAGAGGAAGUUGGUGAGGAUAUUGAACCUAGUAGUGAAGCUGUAGUUAGUUAUAGCAGUGAAUUGCUUCAAGAUACUCUUGGAACCGAAUCACUCUUGCAUCUGCCCCUAGAUCUUGUGUUGCAAGUUGUUCAUGGAUUCGCUGCUGAACCCAUAACAGAGGAGUUGAAGAAAGAGGAAGAGAGGAGGCAGGAAAGUGAGCAUGCCGAGGUGGAGUCCCCCACAUUUCUCAGCUCUAGACAGUCAUUAGAUCAAUCCCUUGAGUCAGACACUUUAACCAACACAGAAGAGUUUGAGUCAUUCAAUAACACAAUAAUCCCCCAAAGUGGAGAAGGUGAAGAGAAACUUGAACCUGUUGUAAAUGAGUCAGAAUUGCAAGAUGAUAUUAACUCUACUGGUCCAGGCAAUCGGGAAACGUUGCACCAAAGAGAUGAAGAUGAGAACUUUGUUGGUCUGAUAGUUGAGGAAAACAUAGUAAUGGCAAAUAUAACUCAUUUUAGACAACCAGACCAUGUAGAAAGCAUUGAACCUGAACAAAGUGAGGAUAUGACCUGCUUUUUACAAUCAACUCCCUCAGACAGCUCUUUGGGUCAUGACAAAAGUGCUCAAUCAGAAUCCAGGAGAAGAAAGAUGGGUUCAACUCGCAGGAAUCAUAGAGGUAUACAUGAGGAGGAAGAACAUGGAGAGAGUAAGAUGCGUGGAUAUCGUUACCUUUAUGAUGAGGGAGAAGAGGUCAUAUUGGGAAACGAAGAAAUGUUUGGCAUCGAAGAGACUGAGUUUGAAAUAUCUAUGGAGCCAAAAGAUGGUGCUAGUGUAGACGAGAAAGAAGGAGAGCAGAUGGAAAAGGAGAAUUUCCAAACAGAGGAAGACACAGAAAACAUAGGAGAGACAGGAAGGAGGUUGGAAAGGGACAUGGGAACAGUGGAAGGACCUGGUGUUGAAACAUCGGAAGAGUCUCUGAUGUUAUUAGAACCAGAGCAUGGAGCAGAUGAGGAGAAGAAAGGAAUGGAAGAAGAACGUCUGAUUGAACCCACCCCUUUUGAUCAAUACAUCGAUUCAUUUGGUAUUGCAGAUCAAUUAUAUAACCAAGAGAAAGGCAACAGAUUCACUGUAGACUCUGUCAAUACAGAAACUGAGAGCAACAAUGAAGCAAGCAUGGCCCACAAUGUUGACCCAAUGGAGCCCUUCAGUGUUGGACUGGACCAAUCAGGAGUCACUUUACUCAGGGAGGAAGAAGUUAGUGAUUACACACUGCUUGUGAAUAAUUCUGAAGUGAUCAAGUGCAGCCAAAUAGCAUAUGAUUGUGCUCUUACACUAGAGUCAGAUGACACUUUCAGCACUGAUCCCAAAAUCUCUCCUAGUCAACUCAUCCAAACUCCAUGUAUGGAAAUCACUAACCCCUUUCUCAAACCAUUAUUACCGCAGAGUAUUCAGGGUAAUGAGGGUGGUGCAAACACUGACCCCAAUACCACAGGUGGACUGGACACAUCAGAGGUCAUGUUACUCAGCGAGAAGGAAAUGAGUGAUCAUGUGCCUCUUGUAAAGGAAGUGAGUGUCAGUAGCCAAAUGACGUAUGAUGAUAGAACUCUCACAACAGAGCCCUGCCAAACAGAUGAGGCUUUGAGCACUGAUCCCAAUAUCUCUGCUAGUCAACUCAACCAAACUCCAUACUCGGAUGAAAGCCAUAACUCUUUUCCCAAUUCACUCUUACUGCAGAGUGUUCAGGACCAAGGUGAUAACGCAGCAAACAUCAACUCCAAUCAGAGUCCUUCUCUGAGCAGGAGGAGAAAGAUGGGGUCGACUCGUAGGCAUCCUAGAGUUGUACAAAGAGAAGAGGAGGACACAGAGGAGAAACAAGAAGUGGAAAUAGAAAGCACAGAGAUAGAAGACAAGAGAGAAAACAUGGAUGCAGUGGAAGGUUCUAGCAUGGAGUUUGAAAUGUUGAUGGAAUCUAAGGAUGGAGCUGGUAAUGAGAAGAAUGAAGAAGAAGAGAGAAAUGAGGAGACUGUCCUGACUGACCUCAGCUGUUCAUUCAGUACUUCAAAUCAAGAGGGAAGAAACAUAGAGGCUGACAAUAUAGAAAGUGAGAGCCAAUCAAUUAUAAAGGAAUCAAUGGCAACAAAACUCUUGCUUCUACGUGAAGUAGAGUUGACUCAGAUUAGUCAAACUCUUCACAACACUUACCCUGAUGUUCCUACUAUAGAGUCAUAUGACUCCUACCUGACCGAUGACACACUGAACUCAAAUCCUGCCAUCACUGGUUUGCAACACAAAGGAACAUCAUUGGAGGAAACACUUGAUGAAUCAAGAGGAAACACUGACUCCCCUCCAGAUCCACCCUCACUGCAGAGUUCUCUUGGGUCAGAGGAAACAGCAGAGGUAGAAUCCUACACUCCAGGGAGGAAAAGGAAGAUCGGUUCCACUCGCAGCAAGUCUCAUCCAGGUAGAAAAGGAGAGGAGAGAAGAGAGGAGGGACAGGAGGAGGAGAAAGGAGAAGACACAGAUGUUAUAGGAGAGGUGGGAGAUGUCAUUACAACAGCAGAAAUGGAUUCUAGCAUAGAAAAGACUGAGCUUGUAGAGCUUGAGGAACUUCUAGAAAAAGUGACAGAGGAGCAGGCGAUGGGAGACCCAGCGAUCAUAGUAGUGGAGGGAGAGGUCAACAUAGUAGUAGAAGGAGAAUCUGGCAUCGAAAGGUCUGAGCUUGUAGAACAUACAGAAAAAGUUAGAGAGGCAGAGGAGAUAGAAGUAGAAGUGAAAAUAGUCGCAGAGAGCGAGAGCAACCAAACUCCCUCUGACACAGCAGCUCUUACAGUAGAGGCCCAAGAGUCAUGUGACAUGGUUUGUAUAGAGCCAUAUAUAACAUCACAAUACCUGGAAGACAAUAAUCCCUCAUUAAAUGACCUCACAGAAAUAAAUCUGUCUCAAACUGAAAACCCAUAUCUGCUGGAAUCACCUGACACUGCAAAGAAGAGAAGGAAAAGGGGUUCUACUCGUCGGAAUAAAGGUAAACAAGCAGAGACGGACUUUGGGGAGAAACAAGACGCCAAAACUGGAGACACAGAAAAAUCCCUACAACUUCAGGCAUCCAUUGCAGUUGUGGAAUCCUGGUCCUCCAGCAACACAGAAGAGCUCCUGGGUCCAAAGGAAAGUGAAACGGACACUGAGUGUCUUUUGUUUGCUUCUAACACACUCGACAAACAGGAUGACAGAUGGAAAGAGGAAGUUGGUGAGGAUAUUGAACCUAGUAGUGAAGCUGUAGUUAGUUAUAGCAGUGAAUUGCUUCAAGAUACUCUUGGAACCGAAUCACUCUUGCAUCUGCCCCUAGAUCUUGUGUUGCAAGUUGUUCAUGGAUUCGCUGCUGAACCCAUAACAGAGGAGUUGAAGAAAGAGGAAGAGAGGAGGCAGGAAAGUGAGCAUGCCGAGGUGGAGUCCCCCACAUUUCUCAGCUCUAGACAGUCAUUAGAUCAAUCCCUUGAGUCAGACACUUUAACCAACACAGAAGAGUUUGAGUCAUUCAAUAACACAAUAAUCCCCCAAAGUGGAGAAGGUGAAGAGAAACUUGAACCUGUUGUAAAUGAGUCAGAAUUGCAAGAUGAUAUUAACUCUACUGGUCCAGGCAAUCGGGAAACGUUGCACCAAAGAGAUGAAGAUGAGAACUUUGUUGGUCUGAUAGUUGAGGAAAACAUAGUAAUGGCAAAUAUAACUCAUUUUAGACAACCAGACCAUGUAGAAAGCAUUGAACCUGAACAAAGUGAGGAUAUGACCUGCUUUUUACAAUCAACUCCCUCAGACAGCUCUUUGGGUCAUGACAAAAGUGCUCAAUCAGAAUCCAGGAGAAGAAAGAUGGGUUCAACUCGCAGGAAUCAUAGAGGUAUACAUGAGGAGGAAGAACAUGGAGAGAGUAAGAUGCGUGGAUAUCGUUACCUUUAUGAUGAGGGAGAAGAGGUCAUAUUGGGAAACGAAGAAAUGUUUGGCAUCGAAGAGACUGAGUUUGAAAUAUCUAUGGAGCCAAAAGAUGGUGCUAGUGUAGACGAGAAAGAAGGAGAGCAGAUGGAAAAGGAGAAUUUCCAAACAGAGGAAGACACAGAAAACAUAGGAGAGACAGGAAGGAGGUUGGAAAGGGACAUGGGAACAGUGGAAGGACCUGGUGUUGAAACAUCGGAAGAGUCUCUGAUGUUAUUAGAACCAGAGCAUGGAGCAGAUGAGGAGAAGAAAGGAAUGGAAGAAGAACGUCUGAUUGAACCCACCCCUUUUGAUCAAUACAUCGAUUCAUUUGGUAUUGCAGAUCAAUUAUAUAACCAAGAGAAAGGCAACAGAUUCACUGUAGACUCUGUCAAUACAGAAACUGAGAGCAACAAUGAAGCAAGCAUGGCCCACAAUGUUGACCCAAUGGAGCCCUUCAGUGUUGGACUGGACCAAUCAGGAGUCACUUUACUCAGGGAGGAAGAAGUUAGUGAUUACACACUGCUUGUGAAUAAUUCUGAAGUGAUCAAGUGCAGCCAAAUAGCAUAUGAUUGUGCUCUUACACUAGAGUCAGAUGACACUUUCAGCACUGAUCCCAAAAUCUCUCCUAGUCAACUCAUCCAAACUCCAUGUAUGGAAAUCACUAACCCCUUUCUCAAACCAUUAUUACCGCAGAGUAUUCAGGGUAAUGAGGGUGGUGCAAACACUGACCCCAAUACCACAGGUGGACUGGACACAUCAGAGGUCAUGUUACUCAGCGAGAAGGAAAUGAGUGAUCAUGUGCCGCUUGUAAAGGAAGUGAGUGUCAGUAGCCAAAUGACGUAUGAUGAUAGAACUCUCACAACAGAGCCCUGCCAAACAGAUGAGGCUUUGAGAACUGAUCCCAAUAUCUCUGCUAGUCAACUCAACCAAACUCCAUACUCGGAUGAAAGCCAUAACUCUUUUCCCAAUUCACUCUUACUGCAGAGUGUUCAGGACCAAGGUGAUAACGCAGCAAACAUCAACUCCAAUCAGAGUCCUUCUCUGAGCAGGAGGAGAAAGAUGGGGUCGACUCGUAGGCAUCCUAGAGUUGUACAAAGAGAAGAGGAGGACACAGAGGAGAAACAAGAAGUGGAAAUAGAAAGCACAGAGAUAGAAGACAAGAGAGAAAACAUGGAUGCAGUGGAAGGUUCUAGCAUGGAGUUUGAAAUGUUGAUGGAAUCUAAGGAUGGAGCUGGUAAUGAGAAGAAUGAAGAAGAAGAGAGAAAUGAGGAGACUGGCCUCAGCUGUUCAUUCAGUACUUCAAAUCAAGAGGGAAGAAACAUAGAGGCUGACAAUAUAGAAAGUGAGAGCCAAUCAAUUAUAAAUCAUUCAAUGACAGCAAAACUCAUUCUACGUCAAUCAGAUUUCUCUGAGGUUAGGGAAACUCUUCACAACCCUAAUGUUCCUAAUCUUGAGUCCCACUUGACUGAUGACACACUGAUUUCAACAGAAAAAGUUAGAGAGGUGGAGGAGAUAGAAGUUGAAGUGAAUACAGUCAUGGAGAGCGAGAGCAGCCAAACUGACACAGCUGCUCUUACAGUAGAGGCCCAAGAGUCAGGUGACAUGGUUUGUAUAGACCCUCACAUCUCUGCUAUUCAACUUACACAAACAGCAGACAUGGAGCAAUGUCUGUUAACACAAAGUAAUAGCCCCAGUCUUCCUUCAAAAUCAUCUCUGUCUCUGAGUUCCCAAUCUCACGAGGAUGUUGGUGAAUCCAAAGCUACAGGGAAGAGAAGAAAGAUGGGCUUUACUCAUCAGACACAGGGAGGACUCCACACAGAGGAUGAGAAGCAGGAGACAGGAGAAAAUAUAACAGUGGCAGAGGUCAGAGCAGAAACCAUUGGAAAUCCAGAAGUCAAUGCUGUUUUGGAAAGAUUUCAAGAGGAGCGCAGGGCUGAAGCUGUCAGUCUGGAGGACCAACAGGAGAUACAGAGCUCAGAGAAGGAGACAAUACUCAUAGAGGUGGUUGCCUCAAGCACGGUUUUGACUGGAAAAGGGUCUGAACCAGUGGCUCCAGCUCCACAGCCAGGCCUUGGGAAUAAAAAAGGUCAAGAAAAGGCAGAGCGUGUGGAGAAGCCACCGGGUACCUUCGGAAGCUCUGGCUCUAGUUCAAACCCCUACAACGUGGUGAUGGUUGGAAACAGCAGUGUGGGCAAAACCUCCUUCAUGAGGCGUUUCCAAAGUGGAGAGUUCUGUCUGCACCACGAUGCAACCAUUGGUAUUGAUACCUGUAUACAGUCUGUGACCGUGGAUGGCAGCCCAGUGACUCUACAGUUAUGGGAUACUGCAGGUCAGGAAAGAUUCCACAGCAUCACCAGACAAGUGUUCCACAAAGCCCAGGGUCUAAUGCUUAUGUAUGACAUCACUUCGUCUCAGAGCUUCUGUGACAUCUGCUACUGGGUCAAUUGCAUUCAGGAGGGGGCUCCAGAUGAUGUCAUCGUUAUACUCCUUGGGAACAAGACUGAUUGUGCUGAACUACAUCGAGAGGUUCAGACUCAUGAAGGGGAGAACCUUGCAAAGGGGUACGACAUGCUCUUUAUGGAGUGUAGUGCUGCAACAGGUGACAAUGUGACUCUGUCUAUGGAAACUCUGGCAAGGAUGCUAAAGCAGCUGGGUGAGCAGACAAGACAAGAAGAGGGAAGCUUGGUGUUGCAGAAAGAACCGCCAAUGAAGAAAUCAGGAUGCUGCUGAUCAAGGUGGAGAAGAUUGGUACAUGUCAUAAUCUGCAGCACAUACACGCAUGCACGUACGCACGCACGUACGCACCCACGUACGCACACACACAUGCAUUUGUGCCCUAUAGCCCCUUAUGAUAGAACAUUUAGAAAUAAAAAUACUAUAUGUAAUAUAGCAGAUUUAAAUGUUAAAAACAUUUGGCAGUGCAUACCAAAGCAUAUACUGUAGUGGUAGUAAUGUAACGCUUGAGAUGAUUCUCUCUUUUCUACUUCUUUCAAACACUGUUUGUGGGGGAAAAAAUAUAUUUAUUAGAUUAUGAAGAGAUAUAUAUUCAUAGCAACACUAUUUAUUUGCAGUAGAUAGUGUCAUAUUACAAUUUAUUGUUGGGUUUCUUUUUGCUUGAAAACAUCCACCUAUGCAGUUUAUACAAGCCUAAUAAAUACAUAAUACAUUCAA
Oncorhynchus kisutch (coho salmon) is the source of this 17479-nucleotide messenger RNA. RefSeq lists its product as uncharacterized. Bases 152 to 17038 code for a protein of 5628 amino acids. Gene Ontology annotation, molecular function: GTPase activity; GTP binding. The transcript has 9 exons. The record is from RefSeq and is a predicted model, not a curated record. NCBI's taxonomy places the organism in Eukaryota, Metazoa, Chordata, Actinopteri, Salmoniformes, Salmonidae.